This is a messenger RNA of Meloidogyne enterolobii, 1089 nucleotides long. NCBI's taxonomy places the organism in Eukaryota, Metazoa, Nematoda, Chromadorea, Rhabditida, Meloidogynidae. The record is from the annotation of a GenBank genome assembly.
AUGAUUUCUUGGCAUCAUGAUGGAAUUCUUUUAUUUAAUGGAACUGAAUUUGAGCCAACUUCUGGUAUUGAACCUUCACGUAUUAUUUUACAAAGGUCUCUUGAAGAAAUUAAUAAUGACGAGGAAAUAAAAGGAGAAAAAUGUUUUGUUGAGGCAUAUUCUCUUUUAUUACGUAAUCUAAGUUUGGAAGAUAGUGGAAAAUACGGCUGUCAAUUGUGGACUCAAAAUGGAGGCCAACAACAAUUAGAUUUUAAAUUGGAUGUAUUGGGGGAUUCUGCAUUAAAAUUAAAUUUCCCUGCAAAUUUAACUUAUGACCACACAGAAUGUUGUAUUGAAAAAGGAGUUUCUCCAUUAUGUAGGCCAAUGUGUAGACCUAGAAAUAUUGGAGAAGAAUUUUUUGAUCCAACAAGUUGUCAAGUAGAUGAUUAUAAAAAAUUUUUAAACUGUGUAACAAAUGGAGGUAAACGUGAUUAUUUGCCCUGUUGUAGAAAGAAAGCCUUGCCUCCGUUUUGUUUUGAUUUUUGUGGAAAUAAUUUUCAGAAAUUAGAAAAAUCUCAUCGACUUUGUUUGUACUAUUUGCCUGAAAUAUUUGAUUGUUUUAGUCAACAAUACGCACUUUUUCCUCCGCCUGCUCCAAAAAAUUUACAAAUUAGAGAAGUUGGUAGUGGAAAUCGACGAUUUUGUUUUACAAUUGAGAAUCUAAAAAAUACAGUAAAAAUCCCUUCCUUUGUUGUUCAUCUACAAGAAAUGAAUGUUGUAACAGACACAAUGAAUGGUAGAGAUGCCGCAGUUGAAGAGUUUAGAAAACUUCGUAAAAGGAGUGAAAAUAAAUCUGGACAAUUAUAUGGAGUCACAUUAAUUAAAGAAUUGAGAGGAGGUGGAACUAAACCUGUACUUAUUACAAAAAUAAUUGCUUCUAGUAAUGAAAAGGGAAUUAAUUCUGAAAUUUGUAUUCCCCUAGAAAGUAUUACAAACAAAUCAAAAUCAACUUAUCUAGUCUAUGUAGAAGCUAUUAAUGAUUAUGGUACCUCAGAACCGAGCAAAUCGUUUUUAAUUACUGAGGAGGGGGUAAUGCAUCCAGCAAAGUAA